AUGCCUUCCGACGAGGUCGCGGCGGAGACGAAGCUUCAACGCAAGAGAGCACGCGAUCGUCGUGCGCAGCGUCUCGCGCGGGAGAGGACCAAAGCGCGCGUCGCCUCGCUGGAGUCUCUGGUGCAGGAUAUUGUGCAGAGCGACACCGACGGAAGCAAUGCUGUGCUCCUCCGCGAGGUGGCAAUGGUGAAGGAGCAGCGCGAUCAGUAUGCAACGGCGCUGCAGCACAUCGCCAAAUUCGUGGCCUCGCACCUCGCUUCGCAGACCACUCCCGCCGUUUCGGGCGCGCAGUGCCACAUUCUCGAAGACUUGCUUCCAUCACCCACCCCGGUUGGUGCGUCAGUAUCCCUACGCCCGCCGAGCCCAUGCGACCAACGUGCCGAGCACUGCAUUGGGAUCCACGACAGCUGCCAUGCUUCACAGCCGACUCCCGAGCACAAUGGCAGCACACUGCUAGACAUACCCGCCCUGGACCCGCUGGCCGAGCUGACCUCGAUUGAUGGACCAAGAGACUCAUGCCUCAUCGCUGCACAAGGCGACACUGCACAUGAGCCGACGGAUGCCGGGACGCUGGCGACACAUGAGUCUUCGAUGCAGACGGAAGCCUCGAUUGCCACCUGUCAUUGUGAGCCGGCACAGGAUCUGCCCGAUCGUGCACCGGAGAAUCGCUGGCGUAGAGUGAAAGAGAGCCUGGCGAAAAGCACACAAGUCGAGUUGCACAAGGGACUCCUCGCCGAGGCCAUCGACGAUGACAUCCCAGUGCGUGCUGUGCUGGAAGGCUGGCACGCGGCGGAGAAGUUUUGGGGUUUGACCGAACUUACACUGCUGUGGCAGAUCUUACGUGGGAUGGACGAGGCCAUAUUUGCGCGCGACAGUGGCCCCGUGGAACGAAUCGCAUGCCUUCGAAUCGUGUACCACCGCCUUGUCUUCCUCUGCGAAUCACGGCCAGGUAGGAACGCAAGUCUGCCCUCCUGGUAUUUUCCAAGGCCUGGCGUGCGUGAGCGAUUCGUGAUCCAUCAGCAUCGGUAUUGCUCCAAUUCCUAUUGGGAGACCUUCGCCCGCCAAUUGCGAUUUUUAUGGCCAUACUCGCAACGGGACUGCUACUUGACGCUCGGGGAUGCGUACAAAAUCUCACCGUUCUUCGACAAAUCUGUUGGCGACAUCAAACGAUGGACGUUGGAUUCCGAUUUUUUCUCUGUCUAUCCAGAGCUGUCAAGCGACAUACCCAUGUACAAUGGUGUGCCGCGGAGUCUGUCAAUAGUCCAGCCGCAGAAGGCGAGAGCGUGGAGAGACGGCCAGGAGAGGUUGGGAAGCAUACGAUCGCAUGCUGCCUCAACGACCUACAGUAACAGCAGCGCGUCGAUGCGUGGUGUGGAGACUGAUCUGUGGUUCGAUACGAACAGCGAUAUUGGCUUCAAUGCUACGAUAUUUGACCCUACCUGGGAACUUCCUACAAUCUGA
Messenger RNA from Cercospora beticola, 1461 nucleotides. Its product is annotated as bZIP transcription factor. NCBI's taxonomy places the organism in Eukaryota, Fungi, Ascomycota, Dothideomycetes, Mycosphaerellales, Mycosphaerellaceae. The record is from RefSeq and is a predicted model, not a curated record.